Molecule: messenger RNA, 2441 nt
Organism: Nothoprocta perdicaria
Lineage: Eukaryota; Metazoa; Chordata; Aves; Tinamiformes; Tinamidae
Gene: KIFC3
Product: kinesin family member C3
Exons: 17
Coding region: 1-2328 (775 amino acids)
Biological process (GO): microtubule-based movement
Molecular function (GO): ATP binding; microtubule motor activity; microtubule binding
Source: RefSeq, a predicted model, not a curated record
AUGAGCAUCGAGAAAGCAGGGGGCAGGCUUUGCAGCAGCAAACGCGCCAGCCUGCCCACGGCCCGGCAGCUCCCCGUGAUCCAGAAGAUGGUCGAAUCCAUGGCUCACCUGCAGGAGGAGAAGCUGCGGAUGCAGCAGGAGCUGCUGGCUUUGCAGGAGAAACUCUCCGCUCGGGAAAAGGAAGACAUCGAUGUGUCCGUCCAGCUGCAAGGCCAGGGCGGCACCGACUUGGAGAAGCACCGUGACCUGCUGGCGGCCGAGAACGAGCGCUUGCGGCAGGAGAUGAAGGCCCGCGAGGGCGAGCUGCGCGCGCUGCGGCAGCAGCAGCAGCCGGCGCCGUGCCUGCCCUGCGAGCACGUCCAGGAGAACGGGCGGCUGCAGGAGCGGCUGGCGCAGCUGCAGCGGGAGGUGGAGGAGGCGCGGGCCAAGCUGGGCGAGCUGGACCUCGAGGUGCAGCAGAAGACCAACCGCCUGGCCGAGGUGGAGCUGCGCCUCAAGGACUCGCUGGCCGAGAAGGCRCAGGAGGAGGAGCGCCUCAGCCGGCGCCUGCGCGACAGCCAGGAGACCAUCGCCAGCCUCAAGGCGCAGCCCCCGCAGGUCAAGUACAUCAUCAAAACGGUGGAGGUGGAGUCGUCCAAGGCGAAGCAGGCCCUGUGCGAGAGCCAGUCCCGAAACCAGUACCUGCAGGAGCAGGUGGGCAUGCAGCGGCAGGUGCUCAAGGAGAUGGAGCAGCAGCUGCAGAGCUCGCAGAAGACGGCGGCCCAGCUCCGCGCGCAGAUCAUGCUGUAUGAGGCUGAGCUGGAGCGGGCGCACGGGCAGAUGCUGGAGGAGAUGCAGGCCAUGGAGGACGAGAAGAACCGAGCUAUCGAAGAGGCCUUUUCCCGCGCGCAAGUGGAAAUGAAGGCCGUGCACGAGAACCUGGCGGGCGUUCGGACCAACCUGCUCACGCUGCAGCCGGCRCUCCGCACCCUCACCAACGACUACAACAGCUUGAAGCGGCAGGUCCGUGACUUCCCCCUGCUCCUCCAGGAGACCCUGCGGAGUGCCAGGUCCGAGAUUGGACAAGCCAUCGAGGAGGUGAACAGCGCCAACCGGGAGCUCCUGAGGAAGUACCGCCGGGAGCUGCAGCUCCGCAAGAAGUGUCACAACGAGCUGGUGCGACUCAAAGGCAACAUCCGUGUGUUUGGGCGAGUCCGCCCCAUAACGAAGGAGGACGGGGUGGGCGCCGAGGCAGCCAGUGCGGUGACGUUCGACCCUGACGACGACGCUGUGCUGCACCUCUCACACAAAGGCAAGCAGGUGUCCUUCGAGCUGGACAAGGUCUUUCCCCCUAAAGCAACGCAGGAGGACGUAUUUCGAGAGGUCCAGGCCCUCGUCACCUCCUGCAUCGAUGGCUACAAUGUCUGCAUCUUUGCCUAUGGGCAGACGGGCGCCGGCAAAACGUACACGAUGGAGGGAACGGCUGCAAACCCAGGCAUCAACCAGCGCGCCCUGCAGCUGCUCUUCGCCGAGGUGCGGAGCAAGGCGGCCGACUGGGACUACGCCAUCACCGUCAGCGUGGCCGAGAUCUACAACGAGGCGCUCAGGGACCUGCUGGGGAAGGAGCCUCAGGAGAAGCUGGAGAUCAAGCUGUGCCCGGAUGGCAGCGGGCAGCUCUACGUGCCGGGGCUGACCGAGUUCAGGGUGCAGAGCGUGGAGGACAUCAACAAGGUCUUCGAGCUGGGCCACGUCAACCGGGUGACAGAGUGCACCAACCUCAACGAGCACAGCUCGCGCUCGCACGCGCUGCUCAUCGUCACCGUGCGCGGGCUCGACCGCAGCACGGGGCUGCGCACCGCAGGGAAGCUGAACUUGGUGGACCUGGCUGGCUCGGAGCGCGUGGGGAGGUCAGGCGCCGAGGGCAGCCGGCUCCGCGAGGCGCAGUACAUCAACAAGUCGCUCUCGGCCCUGGGGGACGUCAUCUACGCCCUGCGCUCACGCCAGGGCCACGUGCCCUUCCGCAACUCCAAGCUCACCUACCUGCUGCAGGACUCCCUCAGCGGAGACAGCAAAACCCUCAUGAUGGUGCAGGUCUCGCCAGCUGAGAAGAACAGCAGCGAGACCCUCUGCUCCCUCAAGUUUGCCGAGAGGGUUCGCUCCGUGGAGCUGGGCCCCGUGUCCCGCAGGGCAGAGCUGGGCUCCUGGCCCAGCCAGGAGCAGCUGGAGGGGGACUYGCCGGGGGCCACCCGUGGCCACGCGGCGCCCGGCCCGGGGCCGCCCGCUGCCCGCGCCGCCUCCAUCCGCAGGAAGCUCCAGAGCUCAGGGAGGCCGAGGCCGGUGCCCGUGUGAYGGCAGGCACUGACCUGCCCCGUGCCCGCGGUGCUGCUGCCCGCCGCUCACCCACGCGAGCAACCCAAAGGCUCCAGCACUGGCCCAUGAGCCGCCCCUGGCUUGGUGGCACC